This is a messenger RNA of Ricinus communis (castor bean), 1061 nucleotides long. RefSeq lists its product as uncharacterized. The transcript is spliced from 2 exons. Lineage: Eukaryota; Viridiplantae; Streptophyta; Magnoliopsida; Malpighiales; Euphorbiaceae. Bases 142 to 867 code for a protein of 241 amino acids. The record is from RefSeq and is a predicted model, not a curated record.
GGCAAAGAAAAAAAUAAAAAGGAAAUGGAAAAACCUGAGAAGGUUCAAUUGGGAUGAUACGAGUAAGUUAGAACAUGCUAACUAGUCCUACAGUUGGCACAUGUAUUACUGAUCGUGACAAAACAUUCAAGCUCUGCAAUCAUGGGUUCAAGAAAACUGCUUCCUUUCAAGUUUAUUUGGAUCUUCAUUUUCGUGAUCAGUGUUCUAGCUCCUACAACAGAAAGCCAAAGCCAGGUUUGCUCCAUUCAGGGAAUUGACCUGGGGCUAUGUUUGAUUCAAAGAAAUAGCUCUUUUUCUAUUGAUGGUACGUGCUGCGAAGUUCUGAAUAAAGUUGUACGAGCUGGGUAUAAUUGUUUAUGCUUGUUGCUAGCAUCAUCUUUUCCUCUUCUAAACACCCCAAUUUCAUUGCCCUUGUCAAACUGUUUCAUACAUUUGCCUCCUUUGACUCUUUGCCAAGUUGUAGCUCCGAUGCCAAUUAUGUUUCCACCCAACAGUACAAAUCAAACCAAUCUACCUUCUCUGCCUCCUGAAGAUAUGCCUGUAUCUCCACCAAACGAGAUGCAAUUUUCUAUAAACUCAACUGGAAAGAAUAGCUCUACUACUGUGGCAACACAGCCACCUUCAAGCAAAAAUGCUGAUACAACUGUGUCUCCUCCGCAGGAGAUGCAGGUUUCUUUAAACUCAUCUGGGGACAAUAGCACUAAAAAUGCAGCAACAGAGCCGCCUUCUUAUGAAAUUGCUUCUCCUGAAUCAACUGUGUCUAGGAAGGGGAGUGAGACAUCAAAAGGAAGAGACAAGAUCAAGAUUAUGUUGCGUCGAAGUUUGUUCCUAUCCUUGGCUUUUCUUUCUUGUAUUAUAUUAGCAUAAUAAUCCCUUCUAGUUUGAAGAUAGACUAUCAUGUGAAAUCAAUAUGUGCACAUUCUUAAGACUUAAAAAUUCAGUAGUUUAAGAACAAGAAUCUUAGGUUUUCUUUGUCUUAUUGUUCUGAUCUUAUCAAUAUGUCUUGAUCAGGACCAUCGCUUGUAACACUGAUCACAUCCACGAUUAACAGACUUGCACUA